Molecule: messenger RNA, 456 nt
Organism: Camellia sinensis
Lineage: Eukaryota; Viridiplantae; Streptophyta; Magnoliopsida; Ericales; Theaceae
Source: RefSeq, a predicted model, not a curated record
AUGUUAGGAGAUCCAGCUCGGUGUAAUCAGAAGCUCAGAUGUAUCUAUCACCAAGACAAGGGGCAUAUGACUCAGAACUGCAGAGUGCUGAAACAACACUUAGAAGACCUAGUAGCAGCCGGACAUUUCUGGGAUUGCAUUGAUCAGGAUAAAGCAGUGACUGAGCCGGGGAACCCACCACCAGAACCGAACAUUGAGCAUCCACUUCAGCUGAUAAUAAAUGUGAUCCAUGGAACAGCGAUCCAGGAACGUGAAGAGGCACUGAAAGAAGAGAUUGCUAAGGCUGUGCAAAUUCAGCAGGUCAUGUCAGUAGGGCCCGCAUCGAAAAAGGUAUGCACGGCACCCAAAUCCCCCUUUUGCACUGUUUCGUUCACUAGAAAGGAUUUAGAAUGCAUACAACACCCACAUACUGAUGCACUGAUUAUAACUGUGGGAAUUGGAAAUGGUUUGACGUAA